AUAUAUCAACCAAGUAGACUGCCACCAGCAUCAGAUUUCUGAGUGCGGGUGUGUGUGUGUGUGUGUGAGAGAGAGAGAGAGAGAGAUAGAGGCUCUGCUGUGCGUCAGAGACACGGAGGGGGAAAAGGUUUAGGAAGCGUUGGAGCAUUGAAAGCAGAGAAAUUUGCAGCUGAACCUGAUUUUUUUUCCACUUUACAGCCACCAAACAAAGUGACUACUUUGACAUUGAAGAAGUUCAAGAAGGCAGCCAUGGACGGAGUAACUCCAGGACGCACGUCGCUCCUCUGCACCUUGCUGCUCUGGACAUUUCAAAUUUGCAGUGCAGAGCUGACUGUGAAGGUGACUCCAGAAGUAGAGGUGAUGAAAGGAGAAACAGCCAAACUGCCCUGCACCUACACUGGUGCACAGUCAAGCAGCACCAUUGUUGAAUGGUACAUUGAGGAACAGGGCGGCAGGCAACGUGUAGCUUUCAUCCCCCAGGGCGAGCAGGGAAAAAGCGAUGAGGACACUCCACUGACUGGCCGGGUCACUAUUGGAAAAGACUUCACGUUGACCAUCACAUCCGUUAAACCUUCUGACGAGCUCACCUUCUACUGCCAGGUCACAGCUGGCCCUGAAGGAUCUGGAGAGGACAGAACCAUGCUCAAAGUAUUCUUCACUCCGGAGAAUCCAGAACUCGUACAGCCGUCAAGUCAGGCCAUUACAGCAGGGCUGACCACCAGCUCAGAGAUUGGCAUUUGCACGGCAAGAAAUGGACACCCUCAGCCAAGAAUUAUUUGGUUCAAAAACAAUGAGCCUCUUCCUCAAGUCAAAGACAAAAAAGAGAAAACCUACAUGAGUUCCUCUGUGGUGAAGGAGGUCUCGGGUCUCUUUACCAUUAAGAGCAUUCUGUUCAUGCAGCCCACCAAGGCUGACAAGGACGCUGUGUUCCAUUGUACUGUGGAGUACAGCAUGCUGGGAGGCGAGAUCAAACAGAAGAUGUCCAACACCAUGAAAAUCAAUCUCAACUAUCCCUCUGAGAAAGCAACAUUUCAUGUACUCAACUCUAGUCCUGUCAAGGAGGGGGAUAAUGUCACCAUGAAAUGUGAGACUGAUGGAAACCCACAGCCGUCAGACUUUGAAUAUAAGAAAAAUGACAAACUAAUUAUUGGUCAGGAAGGUCUUCUGACACUGAAAUCUGUCAAGCGUACAGAUUCCGGUGAGUACUCAUGCCACGUCACAGACUACGAAAACCUGGAUGCUGAUCUGAGAGACACCCUCACCCUCACCGUCAACUACAUUGACCCCAUGAGCGUAACCCCAAAUAAGCCUCAAGUCGUCAUGCUUGGAGACAAGGUGGAGUGGCAGUGUAAGACCAAGGCAUCUAAACAACAUACUGUUCAGUGGAUAAAGGGCUCUGAGGUCCUUUCUCAAGAUGGUACUCUAUCAAUCGACCAAGCUACCUUUGAGAAAGCUGGAGAGUACGUGUGUGUUGGAGCUGUUUCAGCUGUGCCUGGACUGACAGCACAGGCCAAUGUAAACCUCACUGUAAAAGGAAAACCAAUGAUCGAGCCUCCAGCUCCUGGAGAGGUGAUGAACCAAGGAGACACGGUGACUCUGAAGUGCUCGGCUUAUGGUUUCCCCACCCCCCAGUUUGUCUGGACACCCUCAGGAAACCAGCGAGAGUCCGUGUCAAUGGAAGGUAACAAGAUCGUGAGCACUGUGACACUACAAGCUACUGGUGAUGUCAUGGAGAAUGGAGUGACCUGUGAGGCCUCCAAUGAGUUUGGAACAGACAGCAAAAAAUUCCCAGUAUCUCUCAAACGAGCAGGUGGCAGCUCAGCUGAAGUGCUGCUCUCUGGAAACCCUGUGCUAAAGUCAGCUGACAAGCAGCAGGGAGGCUCCACCGGCGUGGUGAUAGCUGUGGUGGUGUGCGUUCUGCUGCUCCUGCUGCUGGUGGCCCUCAUCUACUUCCUGAGUAAGAAAGCCAAGCUACCCUGCAGCAAGAAGGACCCAAAGGAAGUGGACAAAGGUGAGGGAAACAACAAGGUUGUGGUGGAGAUGAAAACAGAAAAACCCAACGAGCAGGACGGACUCCUUAAAAACCCAACCAAAGAACAGUGAUGAAAACGGAAGAUGGACAUAAAUCAGUGGGAUGAAGGGAAGAGGAUGACAGUUAUGAUAACAGCAACGAUCUUUUUUUCUUCACGAGACUGACGGGGACGAUGGAAGGUGGUGUUGGGCUUCUGGUGACCUUUGAGAUUCACUUUGCUUCGUCGCAUCUCUUUUGUAACCUGGAUUAGACAAACUGGACGGACGUUCUUUCCUUUUUGUUUAUGAAUUCAGAACUCCAUCCAUUUUGCGCUAACGCAGGUUCAAAACGAUGGAUGCAAAAUUAAAAAUGCAGCAUCACUGGACAAAACAAUCUUUUUAUUUUUAUUUUUCACCAAUCACAUCUUCGGUGAACUCUACAGAAUGCAGACUGAAAGGUGAAUUAAAAAAAAAAUUAAACACUGUCUGGAUUUGUAUGCAUUCUACUUCAAAUCAUAACAUUUUGUGUCUGAUUUUAAGUAUUACACCGAGGAGCAUCUCUGUUUUAGAGUCUAGUCAAAUUUUUCCGUCUGCUGGGGAUGUUUUGGAUAAAAAAUACGACAGGUUGUUUUCAUUUCACCUCAUUUUGGCUCACUUAAUGUAAUCACUCAAGCACAUUGUUCG
Messenger RNA from Nematolebias whitei (Rio pearlfish), 2694 nucleotides. It is a transcript of the gene bcam, whose product is annotated as basal cell adhesion molecule (Lutheran blood group). The transcript has 17 exons. The coding region runs from base 250 to 2103 and encodes 617 amino acids. Gene Ontology annotation, cellular component: plasma membrane. The record is from RefSeq and is a predicted model, not a curated record. NCBI's taxonomy places the organism in Eukaryota, Metazoa, Chordata, Actinopteri, Cyprinodontiformes, Rivulidae.